Molecule: messenger RNA, 240 nt
Organism: Paecilomyces variotii
Lineage: Eukaryota; Fungi; Ascomycota; Eurotiomycetes; Eurotiales; Thermoascaceae
Product: Oligosaccaryltransferase-domain-containing protein
Exons: 1
Coding region: 1-240 (79 amino acids)
Cellular component (GO): oligosaccharyltransferase complex
Source: RefSeq, a predicted model, not a curated record
AUGAUUACUGACGACGAACUCUACCGCCUGGCUAUCUUCCUUGGCUCGGCUGCCAUGCUCCUUGUCGUCCUCUACCACUUCCUCGAGGUCAAUGCGCGAAACAAGGAGUCUUCUGAGCAGGGAGAGAAGCGUUCUGUUCCGUCCACAUCUGCCACGUCAUCCGUCACUGGCUCGAAGAAGGAUACUGUGACCGUGGUAGGAAGUCAAGCUAUGGCAGGGAAUACGGGUGUUGUAGGGUGA